AUUUACAUUGUUUUGGAGAGCAAUAGUGGUUUAUUCACCUUCAAUAUCAUCAUCAUGUCUGUACAAAAUAAACACAGACACUUUCAGAAGGAGCAAUGUCCUGUUACAUGAAAUAUUAUGUAUUGCCAUUUUAAAACACAUCAUGCAGACACAAUAUGACAUCAUGGAUGUUUGGAGUGUUGAAGGUAGUUCCAUCAGCGAGGGCAUUCCACUCCGGAACACAGAAAGAUGGAACAUACCGGAAUGUUCCAUGAUUUAUAAUAUUACAUCUCACAGUUAACAAGUUCAGAUUAUUUGUUGAUUUAAAGCCUUUGUCCUUAGAUGAAUAUCCACAAUUUUGUCCAAUUAGUAGUUAGAGAAUAGAAUACAUCAUUGUUUAGUGAGAAUGUGAUGUCAUCUGUUUCUUGACCCCCUAACUAGUGUCAAACUAUCCCAGGUAGGAAGAGAGGGGUGAGGGGUGGAUGGGAGAGUGGAGAUCCAAUGGAGAGGUAUCGUUUACCCCCCUGAUAGCCCCAUUGAGUCUGUUUUUGGGAUAGAACAUGGGGCGGGGGCAGUUGGGGUAAAUAUUGGCGUCCCUUCAAUAGGCCACACCCACAAGAAGUGUCACUAAAUGACGUUGUUGAACAGAUGCAUGGACUGCAUGAUGUAAUCAUCCUGGCCUGGAGGCAGGAAGGGACAAAAUGCACAACGGACUGCAGGGUGGGAGAUGCAACAAUGGCCUUGAGAACAGCAGGAAGUGUGUUGGUGGUCUUUCUCUGGUCUGUAGCAGUGGUACUGGGUCAGUAUGGCUGGAGUGUGACUUACACCACUCAGAGUAUCUGUGCCUUGAAGGGGUCAACAGUGGAGCUGUCCUGCUCUAUCAGAUAUCCCAGUGGUACAGUCACAUCAACCUACUGGUUCACUAAAUGGGGGACUGGUGUAGAACCUGAAGAUCUAGGUCAGGACCCAGAGUAUGCAGGUCGUCUGGAGUAUCAUGGGGAUAAGAAGAAUGGCCACAACCUGACAAUCACAGACCUGAGAGAGAGAGACUCAGCUACGUACAAGUUCAGAUUUAUAACAGAUCAGACUGGAGGGAAAUAUACUGGUUAUCCUGGAGUCUCUCUGUCUGUCACAGCUCUGCAGGUGAAGGUGACUCCACCACGGUCGGCAAUGUCGAAGACUCUGACCUGUAUCACCACCUGUACUCUGACUGGUAACCCCACCUACAUCUGGUACAAGAACGGACAACAUCUAGAUGAGAGCACCUCCCCCCAGUACAAAGACCCAGUCUCCAGUAACUAUGAGGACAGUUACUCCUGUGCUGUAAAAGGCCAUGAGGAUCUCCACUCUCCUGCAGUGUGUGUUCAGGGUCAGAUCUGCAGCAGAGUAACUUACACCAAGAGGAGAAUCUGUGUCUUGAAGGGGUCAACAGUGGACAUAUCCUGUACUUAUGUUGGUUAUUAUUCCACCACAUCAACAUUCUGGUUUAGAAGUGAUAAGUCGACCCCUGAAGACCUAACCAGAGACCCAGGGUAUACAGGUCGUGUGAAGUACACUGGAACAUACAGAGGUCCCUUCACCCUGAGAAUCACAGAUCUGAGAGAGGAGGACUCAGCUGAGUAUCGCUUCACUUUUAAAACAGACUACGUUGAAUGGGGUCAUAGUUUCCCAGGAACAACUCUGUCUGUCACAGGUCUGCAGGUGAAGGUGACUCCUGCUGCAGAGGGACAGAAGACACUGACCUGUAUCACCACCUGUACUCUGACUGACAACCCCACCUACAUCUGGUACAGGAAUGGACAGAAUGUACAAGAUAACUCCUCCCCCAUGUACUCCAUCAGCAGUGAGGAUGCAGACAGCUACUACUGUGCUGUAAAAGGCCAAGAGGAUCUCAGCUCUCCUGCAGUGUAUAAACCUAAGAAGACCUCAGUGUCAGUCAGUCCCUCUGGUGAAAUAGUGGAGGGCAGUUCAGUGACUCUGACCUGCAGCAGUGAUGCCAACCCACCUGUGGACAAAUACACCUGGUACAAGAAGAAUGGAGCUUCACUGACAGGAUCUGAAAAGACAUACAAUUUCACGACCAUCAGUUCUGAGGACAGUGGAGAAUACUACUGUGAGGCUGAGAAUAAAUAUGGACGUCUCAACUCUUCUUCUGUGUCUGUGGACGUUCAGUAUGGUCCAAAGAACACCUCAGUGUCAGUCAGUCCCUCUGGUGAAAUAGUGGAGGGCAGUUCAGUGACUCUGACCUGCAGCAGUGAUGCCAACCCACCUGUGGACAAAUACACCUGGUACUUUCAAAAUAAGACUUUUCUAAAUGGAUUUGGACAGAUGUACAACAUAAGUAAGUUCAAGUCUAAGGACAAUGGACAUUACCACUGUGAGGCCUGGAAUGGAAGAGGAUCUAGGAACUCUACAGCUCUGAUGAUCAUUUUACCAGAGAAACAGACCUCAGUUCUGACUGCAGCUGUAGGAAUCAUAGUGGUUGUUCUGGUUCUCAUCCUCUGUCUCUCUGGACUCAUGUGGUUCAGGAGAUCCACAGGAGGAAGUGAUGCCACAGCAGACACACAGAGUGUCCGUCCUGACUGUAACAGUGACAUGUACACAGGUCUGAACAUGAGGACCAUGUCCCCUGACUAUGACACUCUGGCAAAUGUCCAUCCUGACCCUAACAGUGACCCCAACAGUGACAUGUACACACCUCUGAACAUAAUGACCAGGUCACCAGAGUAUGACACCCUGGCAGGGAAUCUCCCACUGAAGAGAAACACCACAGAACCUGGACUGAAGAGAAACACCACAGAACCUGGCCUGAAGAGAAACACCACAGAUCCUGGACUGAAGAGAAACACCACAGAUCCUGGCCUGAAGAGAAGCACCACAGAUCCUGGACUGAAGAGAAGCACCACAGUACCUGGCCUGAAGAGAAGCACCACAGAUCCUGGCCUGAAGCGAAGCACCACAGAUCCUGGACUGAAGAGAAGGACCAUACAACCUGGACAGAAGAGCUAAGGUUCCAAUCCAAAGCCUGGCCUCAAACCUAUAUUCUCUUGCUACCAUAUCUAGAAGGUUUUCCAGACCAUGACCUCUAACUUUACACUAAAUGCUGGAUUAGAUUUGUAUUUUCUUAUAAUGAUAAUGAUGUAUAUUGAUGAUAAAUUAGAUGGGUUAUAUUUUUCAAUUUCUAUAUUUUUGAUGAUAUAAAUGUCCUACUUUUCUUGAGUACCAAUCUGUUUAUUAUCUAUAGUUUAAGAUUAUAUUUCUGAUCUUUUUCUAUGGAAUUUAGCCAUUUAGGGAUUUCUAACAUCAAUAGUCCUACUUUCCUCAGCAACUAAUAUGGAUAAUAUUGAUAAAAGCUUUUUAAUAUUUUUAGCUCUUGGGCCAAGUUUCUCCUGAUGUGGUUAAUGAUGAUUUACUUUGUAUUGCUGUCAGACAUUAUUCUGCAUUUUAUAUUUAAUAUUAUGUAAUACUAUAUUGUUCAGUGUGAUAUUGCUUGUUUUUUUAUCAAAAUAAAUGUAAUCAAUACAUUA
This is a messenger RNA of Salmo salar (Atlantic salmon), 3506 nucleotides long. Lineage: Eukaryota; Metazoa; Chordata; Actinopteri; Salmoniformes; Salmonidae. The record is from RefSeq and is a predicted model, not a curated record.